AUGGCGCGCUGGUGGUUAAUCGUCGCCGCGCUGUGGAUCACGCUGGCCGGCUGCGAGUACCAGCAUGAGGGGGGCCGCGAGCGGAGGCCCUCCGAGAAGGAGCGCUCGCGCUCCGCCUCAGCGGGGCGGGAGCGCGGCUCCUUCCAGCGGCUCUCGAGCCUCAUGAACCGCACAGAGGCCCGCCGCGACAGCAGGCGCCGCGGCGACGGCAACCUGAACAAGCUGCUGCAAAUGAACCGCAAGCAGAAGGCGCGUCCGGACGACAUGAUGAACGACAACGAGGGCGCGAUCGCGAUCAACCCGCGCACCGCCGAGAACGACACCAACUCCCUAACGGAGAAGAUGAAGGAACUGCGAGUGGAGGGGCCCACUUACGAGGCGGUGAACAAGGAGAAGUACGUGCCGCAGGUGAAAGGCGUGUUCUGCAACUUCGAGGGCUACAACGAGUCGCGCGUGGACAUGUGCACGUGGCAGUGGAACGCCACGGUGUCCAGCCACGGGCUCGGUUUCAGCGUGGCCACCGCGGCGGACGUGGUGCGGAUGAACGAGAGCACCAGGGGCCUCAAGUUCUCCGGGCCGGGCGCCGACGCAGACGGCAACGUUGCGGGUCAUUUCCUGUACCUUCCAGUGGACCCUACGAUGGAGAAUAUGGUUAUAAAAUCGCCCCCGUUCCGGGGCCUCUCAGAAUUUUGCAAGUUUGAGGCGAAACUACAUCAGAGCAAGAUGCAAAACGCCAGUAUCAGGCUGAUCUCGGAAUCCACAUUGUCGGAGGUGCAGUGGAUCCUGCAAGAGGUCGCCGGCAAUAAUUACGAAACCUGGCACCCGCUGCGCUUCGUGAUCGGCAAGAUGCAGCAAGAGGUGCGCAUCAUCGUGGAGGUGACCAGGCCGAACUUCGUGAGCCUGGGCCGCAGCUUGCCGCACAUCGCCAUCGACAACGUCAGGAUGGUGGAGUGCCUGCCCGAGCCGCCGGUCUUCAACGGCGAGUGCCAGCACCGCCAGCUCAAAUGCACGAUCAUGAACAAGGAUUCCUGCAUCAAGCGGCAACAGGUCUGCGACCUGGUCAAAGACUGUGACGACGGCAACGAUGAGUACCAGAACUGCGACAAAAUGCCGUUCGGCUCGUAUUGCAACUUCGAGGCAGGCGCUUGCGGAUUCGUCAAUAUACCGCAGCCCAUCCUGAAGUGGUCGCGGCACAGCGGCCCCACGCCGACGGACAAGACGGGCCCCAACUACGACCACACGUGCGGCCCCCCCGACCCGUACGCGGCCACGCCCCCGCUGGCGCCCGCGCGCAGCCCGCCCUGCGCCGGCUACUACUUCUUCGUCAACAUGAACGUCACCGGCCCCAACAAGGAGCGCGCCGACUUCGCCUCCACGGCCGUCAUGCGCACCGUGCUCUUCAACCCGCCGCCCAGGGUGCACGGCGACGCCGCCUCCAAGUACUACAACUGCUGCAUGGUGAGUGGCAACCCUAGCGGGGGGGCGGUUGGGCUGCUGAACGGCGAGUGGGAACUUGGGGCGGGGCUCAAGAUAGACGGCGACGCCGCCUCCAAGUACUACAACUGCUGCAUGGUGAGUGGCAACCCUAGCGGGGGGGCGGUUGGGCUGCUGUACGGCGAGUGGGAACUUGGGGCGGGGCUCAAAAUACACGGCGACGCCGCCUCCAAGUACUACAACUGCUGCAUGGUGAGUGGCAACCCUAGCGGGGGGGCGGUUGGGCUGCUGAACGGCGAGUGGGAACUUGGGGCGGGGCCCAAGAUACACGGCGACGCCGCCUCCAAGUACUACAACUGCUGCAUGGUGAGUGGCAACCCUAGCGGGGGGGCGGUUGGGCUGCUGUACGGCGAGUGGGAACUUGGGGCGGGGCUCAAGAUAGACGGCGACGCCGCCUCCAAGUACUACAACUGCUGCAUGGUGAGUGGCAACCCUAGCGGGGGGGCGGUUGGGCUGCUGAACGGCGAGUGGGAACUUGGGGCGGGGCCCAAGAUACACGGCGACGCCGCCUCCAAG
Iphiclides podalirius (scarce swallowtail) is the source of this 2010-nucleotide messenger RNA. The record is from the annotation of a GenBank genome assembly. Lineage: Eukaryota; Metazoa; Arthropoda; Insecta; Lepidoptera; Papilionidae.